AUGACGCAGCUAGGAACGCGCCGGCCCAUCGUUAUCUGGAAUAAUUAUAACGACUAUUCCACUUCUGGCGAGACGUUUGGGAGGAUUAAGAAUCUGAACAAGAUCAGGUCUGGGCUGGGAGGGGCUGAUAGUAGCUUUUACGAGACUGUUGGGGAGGUCUUGGCCCAGCAGGAUAGUGAUAUUGCUAUCAAGCGGGGUAAUGCGCUGGCUGUGCUCACCAAACGAGGUGGAUCGGGCACUGGUACAUGGACUGUCAGCGGGGCCAAUUUUGGCAAGUCUGCUUCCAUCAUUGACCUUAUCUCGUGUGACACCUCCACUACCUCGUCUUCGGGCGACAUCGCCGUCACUUGGACGGCUGGCCAGCCUUUCGUCUUUGUGACUUCGGACGUUGCUAGUCAAGCUGGACUUUGCCAGUGA
This is a messenger RNA of Cryptococcus amylolentus CBS 6039, 417 nucleotides long. RefSeq lists its product as hypothetical. Lineage: Eukaryota; Fungi; Basidiomycota; Tremellomycetes; Tremellales; Cryptococcaceae. Gene Ontology annotation, biological process: carbohydrate catabolic process. Gene Ontology annotation, molecular function: alpha-amylase activity; calcium ion binding. Bases 1 to 417 code for a protein of 138 amino acids. The transcript has 3 exons. The record is from RefSeq and is a predicted model, not a curated record.